Micromonas pusilla CCMP1545 is the source of this 1374-nucleotide messenger RNA. RefSeq names its product protein kinase. The coding region runs from base 1 to 1374 and encodes 457 amino acids. The transcript is spliced from 4 exons. The record is from RefSeq and is a predicted model, not a curated record. Lineage: Eukaryota; Viridiplantae; Chlorophyta; Mamiellophyceae; Mamiellales; Mamiellaceae.
AUGACCUCUCCCACCGACGCCCCCGCGCUCGAGCGCGCGCGCUCAUUCCUCGAGGAGUGGACCGUCGCGCGCUACCUCGACGCGCGGCGGCGCGCGCCCUCCCCUCGCCGCGCGCCGAGACCGCUCGCGUGCGUCGACCCCGGCGCGUCGCUCGGGAGCAUCCUCUCCACGUUACAUCGCCACGACGUCCUCAGCGCGCCGGUCAUCGAGAAGUCCAAGGACGGCAGAUACCACGGCUUCGUGGACGUCGCGGAGAUCCUCGGGUACCUCGUCCGCGCGUGCGCGCGGUGGCUCGACGACGAGUUCGACGGCGCCGGCACCGGCACGGAGAAGCCCGCGUCGGUCCCGACGCAGCGCUUCGGCGUCCACCCGCGGCCGUCGCGCCCGGUCGCCGUGAAAGAAUCCCUCGGGAUCCUCCCGGCGGUGAUGCGCGACGAGCUGUACAGCGCGAAGGACGAGGCGGACGUGCUCUGGAACCUGCAGUCGACGCUCGGGGAGGGGAUGUUCAAGCGCACGCUCCGAGCCGCUCGCGUGGAGUUCAGAGGCGACGUCGACGGCGGCGACGGCGAGACCAUUUACAAAGGGUUCCUGCAAGCCAACCUCCUCUCGGUCGUCCACGGCGCGUUCGUCUCGCAAAACGCGCACAGAGUGGGCGUGUACGACUGGGACCCCGCGUUCGGGAACGAAGGGAAAGUGUGCGACCCCGCGUCGUUCGAGAUCGUGUCCCAGAGCGACGUGAUCCGGUUCCUGCACGACCGCCGCGACGACGAGAAGCUUCGCGACUUCAUGAAGAUACCGCUGGAACGGGCGACGCCGCCGGAGACGUCUCGUGGCGUGUUGAGCGUCCGCGAGCGGUACACGUCCGCGCUCGACGCGUUCUACGGGAUGUACCGCCAUAACGUCUCCGCGCUGGCGAUCGUGGACGAUACUAACGCCAUCGUCGCGAACGUUUCUGUGAGCGACCUGCGAGGGAUCAAACCCGACGACGUCGACCAACUCGCGUCGCCCGUGGUGGACUACCUCCGCCGCCGCCGCCGAGAAGUGCGUCCCAUACCCUGGUUCCCAUACGACCGCGUUGGCGUGGUGAACGCCAAGAACGGCGGCGGCGGCGGCCAAACGCCCACCUCGCCGCUCCGCGUCGUCGCCGUGAACGGCGCGGACGCGACGGUCGGGGACGUGAUCGCCGCGAUGGCGACGCAGCUCGUGCAUCACGUGUACGUCAGAGGCGAGGACGGGUCGCCGGUCAUGAUCGCGACGCCGAUCGACAUCUUACGGCUGGUCGGGUCGUUGAUGCCGUUGGGUGUCGACGAGAAAAAGGAAGACGGCGCCGACUACGCGUCGGCGGUGAAAGCGGGCGCGCGCGCCUCGGCGUGA